This is a messenger RNA of Fomitopsis serialis, 1235 nucleotides long. RefSeq lists its product as uncharacterized. The transcript has a single exon. The record is from RefSeq and is a predicted model, not a curated record. Lineage: Eukaryota; Fungi; Basidiomycota; Agaricomycetes; Polyporales; Fomitopsidaceae. Bases 257 to 892 code for a protein of 211 amino acids.
CUAGAUGGCCUGGAGACUGCCCGUACUUAUAUAAUCGUGUCCCGAGCAACCAACUUGCCCUCCCGGUCCCGCUCCCUUGACCUCUCCGAGCACGCUCCAUGCGACUGUAGCCUCUGUUCUUGGGCCCGCAAAAGCCGUUCCGGCCGUCGCUCGCAGCGCAUCGUCAUGCUAUCCAUGCUCUUCCUCUCUCUCUUCGGUUCUCUUGUGUUGUGCUGUGUCCUGUUCCCAUCGCUAUGGACAUCAAUAACGGCGGGGGAUGAGAUGUUGGAUGCACACGAGGCUGGCAUUGCUCUGGUGGCGUACCGUAUGUCGUAAUUUUUCCCCCUGCGCUGCUCGUGUGCCCACUGUCCAUCUGCAGGCGCGCCGUUCCGUGAGGUGGGGCCACCCGUAUGCAUGGCAAAACUCAUCAUGUUGCGACAUAAGGUUGGUACAAGUCGGCGACAUCUCCAAAGUCACGCUGAGAGUUGAGCCUUUUGAGUGCAGAUCAACCAAGACAAAACUCGGAAACGAGCUAGCGUCAGCCGUUCCCGUCAGGCUGCCUUCACCUACUCUAUUCCAUCCGUCCGAUCCUCUCGCGACCUCUCCUUCAUGCGCUUGGGCAGGAUGCGCGGAAAGCAGAAUCACUAAUACGGUCGUCUUGUACGCGGUGCCCCGUGGCGCCUUUAUACCCGGACGUAGAAUACCUUCAAUUCGUUCUUUCGGGGCUAUCCUGCCGGAGCCAAGUACCGCUGAGAGCAAACGGAAUCUAUACACAAGGGACAUGACAUCCAUGACAUUGCGAUGCAUCAACGUAGACUAUGCUUUACAUUACAUUACAGUUGAUAUAAUCAAGGUAGCAUGUGGAUACAGAGAGGGUUUGAAAACAUACUCGAUGCAUAACCAUGAGUCCUAACGGAUAGCUUGUCAAUGACGUCGUCGACAACGUACUCAAACGCUCGUAGCAUCUAUCCUUGGAACUUCGCGCGUCUGCUAGUCGACACAGUAGACAAGACACUCGGUGUCUUCGCCACCUUGUUCGUCUGCUUCGGACCGUGGGCGGCCGUGCGCCCCGUGCCGCGCGAAGCGACGCCUCCUCUCUUCCUCGCACCUCCAGUUACGGAGACCGAGGCAGUAGUGCGUCCAGUGCCGUAUACGCGUGUCUCGUGCUUGGCCCAAUUCAACAUACGAGACUUUUCGUUCUCAGGUACUUCACCGAACUUUGACUGUCCACGUGAGAGGAAACGAUAAGGAAAGCU